AUGGAAAACUCAGAUUCCAAUAAUAAAGGAAGUGGGUCUACAGCCCAGCCCAGAAGUCAGAUGGACAAACUGGCUUGGCAAGAAGCUUUCUAUAGAUUUGUAAAUAACCUAAGUGAAGAAGAUUACAGGCUUAUGAGAGAUAACGAAUUGUUUGGCACCCUGGGUGAAAGUACUGAAGAAGAGUUGCUGAGAAGACUACAAGUUAAAGAGGACAUGCCACCACAAAAUUCAGGUAAAAAUAAUAGAGGAGACUCUUCAGAUGAUGUGUCUAGUGAUGACUCUCUGAUAGAAUGGCUUAUGUCUUUUGAAGAAAACGAAGAUAUGACAGGAAGUAGGCAAAGCGAAAACCAAACUUGGAGAGCAAUGAGCCCGACUAAUCCAAACAAUGGUGAUUUCAAAUUCAAUUUAGAGAUGAAUUCUAACCUUAAUCAUGGGAACUUGAAUCCAGAAAAUGAGUAUGCAUCAUCUGCAAGACAUUCCAGGGGUGAAUAUAUGGAAAACAGCCAAAGGCAAGUAGAAAAUCCACCAUCUGAAUUAACAUAUGCAAGGCAAUCAACAUCAGAACGAAGUACAACUGAAGCAUUUACAGAAGUCCCACCUACCAGAGGUCAGAAAAGAGCAAGAAUUAGGAGCCCAAACCAUUGGAGAACUAGAUUGAGUGUUGAAAGUAGUUCACCUCUGAAUCUAAUGAGUGAUGUUUCACCAAGACCUCAUCAUAGUAUCACACCUCAUGCUUUUGAGCAUCCUCUGAUAAAUGAGACUGAGAGGUUUUCUAGAACCUGGCACCACGAGUCACUGAGACAGCAGAUAACUGGGCCUGAGUUGCCAAUGUGGAGUCUUUUGGCAACUUCUGGAACAAGGACUGUCUCUCAAGGGGCAAGUUCUCCAGAAACAACCAGCAGUGAUGAAUCUGAACAGAGAAAGUCAACCAUACUUUUUGAUCCUGAAGUAGAACGAGUUCAUCCUGGAGAAUACUGGCAGAGAGACUCCAUAACUAGUAGAGCUCACUUAAUGUCUCCAACACCAUACAAUGCAAUCACUCAUGAAAGUGAACAAAGAAGUUUUAGGCAUAUAUUGUCACAUCCUGAACUGGCAGAUGCAAGAUCUUAUGUCAGUACCACCAGAAUGCCCAUUCAUAGAUGUUUAAAUACUGGUUUAUGUAAUACUACAUCUGUUGCAACUCACAGCACAUUAAGGCACAUGAUGACAGAAUUUGAUGAUUCCCACUACUUUAUGCACAGUGAUAGUGAUUUAGAGCCUCAUGGCUUAGCCACAAGUGAAAAUAUAGAAAGAUCAGAGUUACAGAAUGGAAGAGGUUACAGUUCUAGUUCAAGUAGUAGUCUUAUUUCCAGCUCCAGCUCCAGCUCCAGUUCUGGUUCCAGCUGUGAAAGUUCAGGAACAAGAUCAGAAAUGUUUGAAGGUAGUAAUGAAAGAAGUUCAUCAUCAGGCGCAUCAUCAGCGGACAGCCAAGAAGAUCAACAUGUGGCCCCAGUAACAUCCGAUAACAGUGACUCUUGGCCCUUUAAUCUGGUUCAGUAUUUCCUUUUAAAUGAAGAUGAGAAUGACCCACCUACAGGCCUCAGCAAAGAACAGGUCAACAACUUGGCAGUAAGAAGCUGUGAAGCAAAUGAUGUAUUAAAAGCCUGUAUCAUUUGCAUCACAGAAUACACAGAAGGCAAUAAGAUCCGUGUACUACCUUGUUCCCAUGAAUAUCACGUUCACUGCAUUGAUCACUGGCUGUCUGAGAACUCUACUUGUCCUAUUUGUUGCCAUAAAGUCACAGAUUCUGGUAACAGAGAAAACUUUGAGAUCUGA
This is a messenger RNA of Choloepus didactylus (southern two-toed sloth), 1815 nucleotides long. Its product is annotated as E3 ubiquitin-protein ligase RLIM-like. NCBI's taxonomy places the organism in Eukaryota, Metazoa, Chordata, Mammalia, Pilosa, Megalonychidae. The record is from RefSeq and is a predicted model, not a curated record. The coding region runs from base 1 to 1815 and encodes 604 amino acids. The transcript has 3 exons. Gene Ontology annotation, molecular function: ubiquitin protein ligase activity. Gene Ontology annotation, biological process: random inactivation of X chromosome; ubiquitin-dependent protein catabolic process; protein ubiquitination. Gene Ontology annotation, cellular component: nucleoplasm; cytoplasm.